AUGUCAUCCAACUCCUUUGAACCAUCUGACGUAGAUGCUGAAGUUGUCCGUAGCGAUCUCAAAUUACGUCUCAAUUAUCUUAAGCAAAGUCUUCAGUCUCAAGAACGAAGGUAUGAAAGCACUAAGCAACAAAUAUGUGCAGUUGAGCAAGAACUCAAAGCUCUACAACACCCACGACAAACCGGAGAAGCAGAAGUAGUCGAUACAGGACCGCACGAUGCCCUCAGUCAGGCCACAGUCUCUGCUCCAUUGAAGGCUGACUUACCAUCCGUUCCUAACAACCAAGACACACCGGAAGAUGUCAAGCAUCAUAUCGAAGUGCGAGAUGAAGAAGUAGCUAAAUGCAUACGAUGUCUACGCAGUAUUGGGCUGCAGCCUGAGCAACUUGAGCUCGCUCAUGCGACUCCCUCCUACUCGCAGAAUUCAAAGCCACUGAGUGCUGAGGAGCAGUGGACAAUGAUGGAGUUCUUCCUUAAUAAACAUUGGGAACAACAGUAUCAUGUUCGCGGGCUUGUGAAUAGAUUCAAAUUCUUGAGAGAUUCAGGGCGGACCAAAGAAGCGAGCGCAGCUAAGGAAAAACUGGAGCAUGCUCAAGGUUCCGUAGCUUGGAAUUUGGCGGAAAUCAUGGACCUUACAGGAAUAGAGUUGCGAAGAAUUUAUAAGGGGCUUCUUCAGUGCCAGUAUGCUCAAGAUGAAAAUCAAGAGAAGUUGGAUGACUGCGCUCGUCAGAGAUCUCUGAUGCAAAAUCUUUUCGUUCCGCUUGAAGAAGAAAAAUAA
Molecule: messenger RNA, 777 nt
Organism: Hymenoscyphus albidus
Lineage: Eukaryota; Fungi; Ascomycota; Leotiomycetes; Helotiales; Helotiaceae
Source: the annotation of a GenBank genome assembly